AUGAGUGGAAUCGCUUUAAGUACAAAUGAUCUUCGGGUCAUUUUCACGGAUUUGAAUCGUUACAAUAACGCAAAUGAUGGAGUUUAUCAGUUACUGAGAACGCGUAAGAACGAUACCUCAUCACACGUUAAUCGGAAGAACCUGAUAGUGAUAUCUGACGGAGUUUACAAGGUCAAGGCGCUUCUGAGGAAUGAAGCUAUUGCAAAAGCACAAUCAACUGAUCUAAACGUUGGGGACGUGUUCAAAAUGACCCGAGGUGAACCAGCGAUUGUCAAAGAGAAAAAGAAGUAUGUGCUGCUAAUUGACGACCUCGAAGUGAUGCAAAAAAAUUGCGAGAUUAUAAAUCCUAACUCCGAGUUGGUUGACAACUAUCUUAUCUCGCAUCCAGACGAGGUCGUUUCGUUCGAAGACGGGGGACCAUUGCUGGGACAAGCCACGAGCACUCCAAGUGGCGAUUUUGGUGCUAAAGAUACCAAGCCACAACAACAGCAACAGCAACAGCAACCGCCCCAACCAAAACAGACUGGUUCGGGUUUUUACAAUCAACAAAGCUACAUGAACUCGGCUUCUCAAAAGAGUAGGCCGAUCUUUGCUAUAGAGCAACUAUCACCAUACCAAAACAUGUGGACUAUUAAGGCCAGAGUAUCCUUCAAAGGUGACAUCAAGACGUGGCACAAUCAGCGGGGAGAAGGUAAGCUUUUCUACGUCAACUUACUUGACACAUCGGGUGAAAUUAGGGCGACCGCCUUCAAUGACAAUGCCACCAAGUUUUAUGAGUUUUUGCAAGAGGGUAAAGUCUACUAUAUCUCUAAGGCUAGAAUACAACCGGCAAAGCCCCAAUUUUCUAACUUGCCUCACCCUUAUGAGCUUCAAAUUGAUCGCGAUACGGUUAUAGAAGAAUGCUUUGACGCAGUAGAUGUUCCUAAGAUGAAUUUCAAUUUUGUUAAGCUCAGUACUGUCGAAACUCAAGAGCCCAACUCAACGGUUGACGUUAUUGGAAUUAUACGGACGGUACACCCUCAUUUUGAAAUUACUUCCAAAGCUGGAAAGAAGUUCGACCGUCGCGAUAUCGUGUUGGUGGACGAUUCGGGCUACUCGAUUUCUGUUGGGCUCUGGAAUCAACAAGCUGUUGAUUUUAAUUUGCCCGAAGGCUCGGUGUUGGCAAUAAAAGGUGCAAGGGUUACAGAUUUUCAAGGUAAAAGUCUCUCUAUGGGAUUCAGCAGUACACUGCAUCCAAGCCCCGAGGUCCCUGAAGCUUUUGCUAUCAAGGGAUGGUAUGAUGCAGCCGGUCACAACUCUCAGUUUCACUCUUUAAAGCAGGAAAGUGGCCCAUCCUCUCUCAAUAUUUCGAAAUAUAUUGCUAGUCGGAUUACCAUCUCAAAAGCCCAAUCCGAGAAUUUGGGUAUGAGUGAGAAAGGGGAUUUCUUCAACGUCAGAGCCGCCGUCAGCUACCUAAAAAUUGACAAUUUUGCUUAUCCAGCGUGUCAAAACGAGGGCUGUAACAAGAAAGUUAUCGAAGAGUCUGAUGGAACUUGGCGUUGUGAAAAAUGCAAUUCCAAUCAUGCCUCACCCCAAUGGAGAUACAUGCUGACAGCAUCAAUCGUUGACGAGACGGGUCAACUGUGGAUCACUUUAUUCAAUGAGCAAGCCGAGCAGAUGCUGGGCGUUGACGCGAGCGCCUUGAUGCAACUCAAAGAGACUGACCCAGAUAGCUUUUCCAAGACCACCCAAGAGAUCCAAAUGUGUCAGUUCGAUUUCAGAAUUAGGGCAAGAGAAGAUAAUUACAAUGACCAAAGGCGUAUCCGAUACACUGUUGCCAAUCUACACACCUUGAAAUAUAGGGCAGAAGCCGAUUUUCUAGCAGAUGAACUAUCUCAAGCUUGCCUCUAA
This is a messenger RNA of Lachancea mirantina, 1890 nucleotides long. NCBI's taxonomy places the organism in Eukaryota, Fungi, Ascomycota, Saccharomycetes, Saccharomycetales, Saccharomycetaceae. The record is from the annotation of a GenBank genome assembly.